CUGUGAUUCAUGCCUGUAGCUGUAUGGUGGACGGCGCAUUACUUAUUGGCAGACCAGAGCAUAGACUUGAUAAGGCAAGAGCCGCCCACACGAACUUGAAGCCAAGAGUAAGAUCCAUCGAGAGGUCUUAUUUGCCACUCUACAGAGCCCUCACGCGUGGUAUAAAUAACAAGGCAUCAGCCUCUCCAGCAUCACCACAAUUCAGCGAGGCAUCCACAUCUACGCAUUCAGCAGCAGACACGACAAGUACAAAGUUAGCUUUACCACUCAUCAAGAUGAAGAUCAGCGUCAUCACCAGUAUGAUUCUCGCCCUUAUGGCUCCUGUCACCCACGCGACAACAAUCUUCAACAACUACAGAUACGCCGACUGCCAGAACCCAGGCGUUGAUCGAACUGCGGCUCGAGACGUGUGCAACUACAGAGUUGAUUCCACGCAUGCUAUUCGACUUAAGCAGAUUGACCCAGGCUGCGUGAUGCGAGGUUGGACAAGCAAUGACUGCUCGGGCACAGCAAGGAUGAAUCUGCGCACUACCAAUCUGUGUGAGCCUGUGGUUUAUGGGACCGACCGCAGGUAUAGCAUUCGUUCGUGGAGACUGGAAUGUUAGACCGUGAGCGUCGGUAGUAGGCUUGGAUGUCGACACUAGUAGGGGAGGUGGCCCGGUCGAUUUGGACAAGAAGUGCUGGGACUGGCGUAUGCUUAACUACACCAAUCAAGGCGGUAGGGGUAGAGUGGAAGGAGGAUGAGAUUGUGGGGUUCAUUUGAAUAAGGCUCAAG
Macroventuria anomochaeta is the source of this 775-nucleotide messenger RNA. RefSeq lists its product as uncharacterized. The coding region runs from base 24 to 605 and encodes 193 amino acids. The transcript is spliced from 2 exons. NCBI's taxonomy places the organism in Eukaryota, Fungi, Ascomycota, Dothideomycetes, Pleosporales, Didymellaceae. The record is from RefSeq and is a predicted model, not a curated record.